AUGCCUAUCACACAUAUAGGUUUUUCUGAUGAGGAUGAAAAUGAAGAAGAAAUUAAUGAAAACGAAGAUUUUGGCGAUCUAUCAGAUUUGGAUGACGGCAAUAAUGAUGAUAAUAAUGGAAAAGUUGUGAUGGAGUUGAGGGCAGCUCAAAUUCAAAUUAUGGAAGGCGAAACGACUUUACAAACAUUCCAAAAACGUGUAGAAGCGAAAAAGGAAAAGGUAGCUCUGUUGAACGCGGAAUUGGACAGGGCUAGAGCUGCUAGAAUUUAUUUGAUCCACAAUAAGCAGCUUCAGUUUGUGCUACGAAGAGGUUUGGUUGAAAUACCAUUAUCAGGGGAUUUGUAUAAGGAUUUUCGGGAUGCUAUCCUGAUUCCUAAAACAGAAAUUGAAGCGGUUAAUAAUCUUAUUAAUUUGGAUGAGUUGGAUGAUCAGCAUGUUGAUAACUUUACAGGUUCUGGCUCAAACCAGGAAUUUUUAAGGUUACAAUGGAAACUUAUCCAAUCCGAUGUGAUUGCUACUAACGAUAGCGAAGCGGGUCCAUCUGGUUCAGGACCAAUAACAACUUCUUCGCCUGUGAGUCCUUUCCCCCCUGCUGCACCACCUCACAUUAGUUUUGUCAUAUCGGCUCACGUUGCUCAACCUUCUGUAACUCAAAACCUUCACGGUUUCGCUCCCAUACUUCCACAUAAAUGGAAUCUCAAAUUCUCAGGUGACAAACGUGGCAUGUCAGUCACAGCUUUCUUUGAAAGAGCUAGGUGA
Molecule: messenger RNA, 759 nt
Organism: Ceutorhynchus assimilis (cabbage seed weevil)
Lineage: Eukaryota; Metazoa; Arthropoda; Insecta; Coleoptera; Curculionidae
Source: the annotation of a GenBank genome assembly